ACUGAAUGAAAAUACUCGAUAGAUGUACCUUAAUUGAUAGCCACCCAAAAAUGUGCUGAAUUUACAACAUGGAUGACAACUCUUUUAAAUGUUCCCUGUGCAGCUAUACAAGCAUGAAAAGUGUGCAAUUAAAAAGGCAUAUGUUAAAAACGCACACAGGAGAGAAAAAAUUUAAUUGUUCCCUGUGCAACUAUGCAAGUAUAAGAAAAGGGAAUUUACAAACACAUAUGUUAACUCACGCAAGUGAAAAACCAUAUAAGUGUUCCCAAUGCAGCUAUGCAUGUGUUACAAAACGGCAGUUAGAAAAUCAUGUAUUUACUCACACAGAAGAGAAACCAUUUAAGUGUUCCCAAUGCAGCUAUACAAGUGUUACAAAACGGCAUUUUCAAAAUCAUGUAUUUACUCACACAGGUGAGAAACCAUUUAAGUGUUCCCAAUGUAGCUAUGCAAGUGUUACAAAACGGCAGUUACAAAGUCAUGUAUUUACUCACACAGAAGAGAAACCAUUUAAGUGUUCCCAAUGCAGCUAUGCAUGUGUUACAAAACAGCUGUUACAAAAACAUGUGUUUACUCACACAGAAGAGAAACCAUUUAAGUGUUCCCAAUGCAGCUAUGCAAGUGUUACAAAAUGGCAGUUAGAAAAUCAUGUAUUUACUCACACAGAAGAGAAACAAUUUAGGUGUUCGCUGUGCAUCUAUUCAUGUACUCUGAAGGAGCAUCUAAGAAGACAUAAUAUGUUAACACACACGGGAGAGAAACCGUUUAAGUGUUCCCUGUGCACUUAUUCAUGUACUCAGAAGAGGCAUCUAAGAAAUCAUAUGUUAAACCAUACAGAAGAGAAACCGUUAAAGUGUUUUCUGUGCACCUAUUCUUGUACUCAGAAGGUGUAUCUAAGAAAACAUAUGUUAACUCAUACAGGCGAGAAACCAUUUAAGUGUUCCUUGUGUGAUUAUGGAAGUAUUGUGAUAAGUAAUGUACGUAGGCAUAUGUUAACACACACAGGUGAGAAAUCAUUUAAGUGUUUCCUUUGCAUGUAUUCAUGCACUCAGAAGGGGCAUCUAAGAAGACAUAUGUUAACUCAUACAGAAGAGAAACCGUUCUAAGUGUUCCCUAUGCAUCUAUUCAUGCACUCAGAGGAUGUGUCUAAAAAUUCACAUGUUAACUCACCAUGUGAGUUAACAUUCAGUGCAUCUGUUAAUGUGCUCAUAAGGUGCAUCUAUAUACAGUGGAGUCCCGCUAAUCCGAACACGUGUAAUCCGAACGUCGGUUAAUCCGAACAGGGCCAGGAGGAAUUAUUUAUAACGAUAAUGAACAGUUAUAGGAACUAAUUAUAUAAAACAUGAAAA
Homalodisca vitripennis (glassy-winged sharpshooter) is the source of this 1346-nucleotide messenger RNA. Its product is annotated as oocyte zinc finger protein XlCOF6-like. Gene Ontology annotation, biological process: regulation of transcription by RNA polymerase II. Lineage: Eukaryota; Metazoa; Arthropoda; Insecta; Hemiptera; Cicadellidae. The transcript is spliced from 2 exons. The coding region runs from base 69 to 1103 and encodes 344 amino acids. Gene Ontology annotation, molecular function: DNA-binding transcription factor activity; RNA polymerase II cis-regulatory region sequence-specific DNA binding. The record is from RefSeq and is a predicted model, not a curated record.